Molecule: messenger RNA, 1804 nt
Organism: Ricinus communis (castor bean)
Lineage: Eukaryota; Viridiplantae; Streptophyta; Magnoliopsida; Malpighiales; Euphorbiaceae
Product: agamous-like MADS-box protein AGL104
Exons: 12
Coding region: 270-1313 (347 amino acids)
Biological process (GO): positive regulation of transcription by RNA polymerase II
Molecular function (GO): RNA polymerase II cis-regulatory region sequence-specific DNA binding; protein dimerization activity; DNA-binding transcription factor activity, RNA polymerase II-specific
Source: RefSeq, a predicted model, not a curated record
UGCACCCUUCAAUCUGCCUCUCCAUUUUACAACAUUUCUCUUCUCAUGAAAACCCUUUUCGCUUUGCCCAUCUUUUUUUCUCUCUCUCAUGUCGAUCUAACAAAUUAACCUUCUUUUAAGGUUCUUCUCGCGAUCUAUGCAAAAAAAUUUAUACAUUUUUAUUUUAUAGAAGAAUUUAAGUACUCGAAUUUCAGAUAUUGUUCAAUUCGAAUUUCAAAAAGUAAUAAUAUUGUAUGUAGAUAAAUGUGUUGAUAGACGAAGAAUGAAAGAUGGGUCGUGUUAAACUGGAGAUAAAGAGAAUAGAGAACACUACAAAUCGACAAGUUACAUUUUCAAAACGUAGAAAUGGACUCAUUAAGAAAGCUUAUGAACUUUCUAUCCUUUGCGAUAUUGAUAUUGCCCUUAUCAUGUUCUCUCCUUCUGGUCGUCUUAGCCAUUUCUCUGGCAGAAAAAGAAUUGAGGAUGUGUUUGCUCGUUAUGUUAAUCUCCCAGACCAAGAAAGAGAACAUGCUUUAUAUCCUGAACGCAGCAGGAAUCCUGAUUUUCAAAACAAAGAGUAUUUGCUAAGGACCUUACAUCAACUUAAGAGUGAAAACGAUAUUGCUCUUCAGCUUGCCAAUCCGACAGCCAUUAACUCCGAUGUUGAGGAGCUCCAACAAGAAGUUACUAGUUUACAACAACAAAUCCAGAUUGCAGAGGAACAAAUAAGAAUAUAUGAGCCCGACCCACUAAAAUUACCGUCAUUAGGGGAGCUAGAAUCCUGUGAGAAAAAUCUUGUCGACACCUUGACGCGUGUUAUGCAAAGAAAGGAAUUUUUAUUGAGUAACCACCUGUCUUAUGAUCCAUCUAGCAUGCAGGGCAUUCCAAACUCUUUCGAAAACGAUGUUAUUGGAUGGUUGCCUGACGGUAGUCAAAACCAUGCCCAAAUGUUGCCUACUCCUGCUCCUCAAAUCUUUGAUACCUCUGCCUCUUUGAAUAACUUAAGAGAUAUAUCAUCAACAAUGUAUGAUCCACUGUUGCAAGGAAGCAGCUCAAAUGGAGAGACACAUAGAAUGAGAGAAUGCCAUGUCACAAACCCUAACGAUGGUAAUUUCUCGCCUUGGCCUCAGCUGUAUACCUCCACUGGCCUCAAUUCCACCGCUAUCUCAUCCUCUUUAUACCCUCAUCAACUUCAGCACGGAAUGGUGGGACCAAACAUUCCAGAUAUGAUGCCACGUGAGCAAAUGGAAAUCCCAAUGGAUGCCGAACAUGUACAUAUGGAGAAUGUAGCUGCAAAUUAUGAGAAUAAUAAAGUUCCUCGACUUAACGGCUAAUAAUAAGAAUUAAAAUUAAAAUUAGAAAAAAAUAAUUAAAAAAAAAAAAAACAAAUGAAGGAAAUUUCACGUUCCUUUUAGUUCCUCACUUGCUGUGCUGAUUUACUUUUAUGUAAUUCUAUUUUUCUUUCCUUAAUCUUUUGUAUAUGAUGAAUUGGUAAUAGCUAUAUACGUAUAGUUAUCAAAUAAAUAAAUAAAUAUUACUCUUUUGAAGAGUAUCAAUCUGCAUGCAUUCAUGGCAAUGGGCCCUUUUGUUUUCCUUAUGGUAAGAACGCAAUCAGAUUGUGUUUCAUAAUACAAUAUCGGAUAAGAAGAAGCUCUUCUUCUUGAUAUUUACACAGAGCUACCGUAUGGCUGAAGGCCAUUAACAUUCCCCUUCCACAGCCAAGAAUCCUCAAAAUAUAGUAAUCCAAACUAUAUUAGUUAACCUUUUACUAUUUUGCAUAGAAAUAUUUGCUCAAGUAUUCCUUUUCUUCAUUGAUUUUUUUUUU